AUGAGUAAUGUGCUGCAGUGGUCUGAAUUGUAUUUAAAUUAUUCACUUACUUGCAAUUCGCAGCCAUUGGGCACAUAAACAGUAAGCCUAGGGUGUGUGUGUCAGACCUCAGCGCUUUGAGUGUGCCACAAAUAGAAGAGACAUAUAAGCCUAUGGAGGAAGGUAACACACCAAUGCCUGACACAACAACUUUGCAUAACACCCCACAGCAUCAGGGUGGCAACCCAGAUGCAAUGGAGACAGAGGAUAGUCCUGCAAUCAAUGAUGCAAGUAUGGUGAAUGGAGACGCUUCGGAAAACGAUGAUGCAAAGUCGGAUGAAAUAGCGGAGGAAGACGAUGAGUUUGGUUUCUAUCGUUCGCAGGCUACAUUCAGUUUUACAGUAGAUAACAUAAACAAACUGGUUGAAUCAACGACUAGUCCACCAACCUAUGUUCGUGGUCUGCCUUGGCGUAUUCUGGUGAUGCCACGUACAAUACAUGAUCGCUCUGCCGGCAAGAGUCUUGGAUACUUUUUGCAGUGCAAUGCAGAGAACGAAUCAACGUUAUGGUCUUGCCACGGCUCAGCUGCUCUGCGGAUUUUGCCAGCUAAGGACGGAGUGGAAAUGCUGGAUAAAAAGAUUGAACACAUGUUUUACUGCAAGGAAAAUGACUGGGGCUUCAGUACGUUUCUUCCCUGGGCCGAUUUAGUAAACCCUGAAAAGGGUUACAUUACGCCUGAUAAAAAAGUAACAUUUCAAGUUCAUGUUUAUGCCGAUGCCCCUCAUGGUCUGGCUUGGGACAGUCGCAAAUUGACGGGAUAUAUCGGACUAAAAAAUCAGGGAGCCACUUGUUACAUGAACAGUUUACUCCAGACUUUGUUUUUCACCAACAAGUUACGCAAAGCUGUGUACAUGAUGCCAACCGAGAGCGAUGACUCGAUGAAGAGUGUCUCACUGGCGCUACAACGAGUUUUCUAUGAACUACAGUCAAGUGACAAGCCUGUAGCGACCAAAAAAUUAACGAAAUCCUUUGGUUGGGAAACCUUCGAUUCUUUCAUGCAGCAUGAUGUCCAGGAGUUGUGCAGAGUACUUCUUGACAAUGUAGAGCUAAAGAUGAAAGGAACAUGCGUGGAAGGUACCAUCCCAGAUAUUCUGGAGGGCAAGUUCAAGUCCUAUGUGAAGUGCAAGCAUGUGGACUACGUCUCGAGCCGUGAAGAAUCUUUCUUUGACAUCCAGCUUAUUGUUAAAGGAAACAAAAACGUGAUGGAGUCUUUCAGAAACUAUGUAAAGCCUGAUACAUUGGAUGGUGACAACAAAUUCGAUGCCGGAGACUUUGGGAUGCAGGAGGCGGAAAAAGGGAUCAUCUUCAAGCACUUCCCCGCUGUUUUACAUCUCCAGUUGCUGCGAUUUCAGUAUGAUGCAGCAACGGAUAUGUAUGUUAAAACAAACGACCGAUAUGAGUUCCCAGAAGUUCUUCAUCUUGAUGAGUUCCUUGAAAAACCUGACAGAAAUGAUUCCGCUGUUUAUAUUUUACAUGCAAUCCUUGUUCACAGUGGAGACAACCAUGGUGGGCAUUACGUUGCGUAUUUAAACCCAAAAGGGGAUGGAAAGUGGUGUAAGUUCGAUGACGAUGUAGUUUCUCGUUGCACUAAAAAAGAAGCUUUCCUUGGCAGUUAUGGAGGGGUUGGUGAAGAAUCCUACGUGGCAAGAAAUUCAACAAACGCGUACAUGUUGGUUUAUAUUCGUAAAAGUAAACUGAAUGACGUGUUGUGCCCGGUCACUGACGCUGACAUCCCUGAACAACUCAUGGAAAGAUUGAACGAGGAACGCCAGCUUGAAGCAUUCAGGAGAAAAGAGAAAGCUGAGAUGCAUCUCUAUCUAUCUGUUAAUCUUGUCACUGAAGAUAUGUUCUGUGGUCACCAGGCUGAAGAUCUUUUCGAUUUUGAGCGUUCUCACUUCACAAGGCACAUCAAGAUAUUGAGACAAGCUUCUUUUGAUGACCUACUCAACCUUAUAUCACAAGGCAUCGGAUAUUCAAAGAAUCAGUUCCGUUUGUGGUUGUUCAGUCAACGACCCAACAAUUCAUGGAGACCUACCUUGUUAGAGACGGGAGAGACUGUGGGAAAACAUUUGAUCGAAGUCGCUGAAAAUGAAAAUCCAUGGCAUUUGUGGUUGGAGACGAUCCAACCCGACAGUACAGAAGACACAUUACCAGCAUUUGAUAAACAAGGUGACAUCUUGGUGUUCCUGAAGAUGUACACACCAAGCACACGAACAAUCUCUUACUGUGGACAUGUGUCAGUGCCCAUAGAAGGCACCUCGGUGGUAGCAAUGGAAAAAACUCUUCGCAAACGUGGUGGCUUGCCACCUAAUACACCUCUGCUGCUAUUUGAGGAGAUCAGUGCAUCGGAGCUCCGACCUAUCCAUGAUCGCAACCUCCAGUUCGGUGAAGUGAUGGAUAAACUUAUGGAUGGAAAUAUCAUCGUCUUCCAACCGGUCGAGCCUUCAUGUCCGGAUGCCGCUAGAUACUUCCUGGAUGUUUUCUUCAGAGUUGAUGUGAUCCUCUGUGAUAAGAAUGAUCCUCUUGAUCCCGGCUUCACUGUGUCUCUUAAUCGGAACUGGACAUACGGACAAUUUGCAGAGAAGGUUGCUGAAAGGUUGGACACAGAUCCAAUGAUGCUUCAGUUCUUCAGAGUCCAGAAUGUCCGGGAUCAGCCAGGCAAUGUUAUAAGGUCAAGUUUCGAUGGCCAGCUUAAGGAUUUGCUUCAGAUCUAUGGGACCAGGAAGCCAUCCAAGAGACUUUACUACCAACAGUUAACAAUGAAAGUUAACGAGUUUGAAAACAAACGUCAAUUCCGGUGUAUGUUUGUAUGGCCUAACCUAAAGGAGGAGGAAAUCGUGUUAUAUCCGAAUAAGACAAGCUGUGUUGCUGGUCUGCUAGAAGAAUGUAGGAAAAAGUUUGCGAUUGAUAGCAGCAAGGAGCUUCGUGUGCUAGAAGUUGUAGGUAAUAAGAUUUGUGGAAUUCUGCGACCGGAAAAAGCCCUUGAGGAUUUGACACCGUAUGGUCAAGUAGCCAGGUUGUACAGGAUAGAGAUUGUGCCUGAUGAUCAAAAGGAGAUAAGUGAUGAGGAGGUUCUGAUCUGUGCAAGCCAUUUCCACAAGGAAAUCUACAACACCUUUGGUGUUCCUCUCCUCAUAAAAGUAAGGACAGGAGAACGGUUUUCUGAGAUUCGGGAACGCAUUCAGAAAGCAAUGGAAAUUCCUGACAAUGUGUUUGAAAAAUACAAAAUAGCUGUGGUAGUUGCAGGACAGGUAAAGUACAUGUCCGAAGAUAUGCACAUGAUGAUGAACUUGAAAGAUGUUAUGCCCACAAUGACCGCUUGCUACUCAGAGUUCAAAGUUAUGUGCAAAGGCUUGGAUAGGACUGGACCAUUUAAAUAAAAACUCCAAGCGUCACCAAAGCAGGUUCGGUUACACAGAAAAGGCAAUUAAGAUCCAUAACUGAAGAAGGCCACUGUUUUAAACCGGGUCAAGCCAGCAAGAUGAGCAGUCAACCAUUUUCUGUGGACAUAAUUUUGUGGGCGUAAAGAUAUUAUCUAGUUAGAAAAUUUCUGGAACAAUUUCGGAUUGGUGGACAGUGUGUUUGUUUUUUGUUCAUGACGGUGAUUUCUAUAUUUUCGCACCACUAUUGUCCAUCCCUGUGAUAUGUAACAGGCUCACUGCUAUGCAGUUUAAAUCCACAUAGUUGAGUGUUUGGAAUCUAUAGUGAUGUAUUAUACCCACAAUGUCCCACAGAAGUUCCAAAUAUCAAAUAAGCGGUAACAACAAUCUAUAGAACAGCUCCCACUGUCUGCUGCUGGUAUAAUAUUUCCCACAAACACUCCCAUUUCAUUUACCACGAUUGCUGGCAACAAUGUAUGAGAGUGUUUAGAAUUGCGUAUUUCUGCUGUGUAAAGUGCUGGUGGACUCUACAGUAAACCCUAUAUCUUAAUUCCUUGGUUUUUCCGUGUAUGUAACCCUGUUCAUAGCCGAUUUACUUUUAAAUUACAACGUACCAGACUUUUAGACACUUUACUCCUUUUCCUACAUUGCCCUACACUUUGUUUUGUUUCGCUACUAUGGCUAUUUUUCUGAGGAGGUAUUGCUUAAACGUGACUUCAUGUUCGUUGUAAAAUUGUAACCAACUGUUUGUAAUUGCGUUUUUUGGACUUUGAAAUUCAUCAGAUCGAGGCAUUUACCACCAAGCUUCACUGUAAACUGAUAGCUGCUUAGUUGAUAAUCCAGGUUAAACAUAUGAACCAAUGAAAGUACGACAUGCAACGAUUUUUAUUUGCUUUAUUUAAAUUAGUCAUUUUGCGCUGUCACCGCGCUUGCAUGUGAAAUAUGUUGUCUGAAUAUUUUGACUAUGUUAAUAUCUGUUUGCACCGAAAAGAAUGUUGUGCAUAAUCACCCAAUUUUAGCGCGAAGUGGAAGUUGCUAUUAAAUUUGUUAAUGUGAGUUUA
Molecule: messenger RNA, 4480 nt
Organism: Ciona intestinalis (vase tunicate)
Lineage: Eukaryota; Metazoa; Chordata; Ascidiacea; Phlebobranchia; Cionidae
Source: RefSeq, a predicted model, not a curated record